This is a messenger RNA of Penicillium samsonianum, 543 nucleotides long. RefSeq lists its product as uncharacterized. The coding region runs from base 1 to 543 and encodes 180 amino acids. Gene Ontology annotation, molecular function: DNA-binding transcription factor activity, RNA polymerase II-specific; RNA polymerase II cis-regulatory region sequence-specific DNA binding. The record is from RefSeq and is a predicted model, not a curated record. Gene Ontology annotation, cellular component: nucleus. Lineage: Eukaryota; Fungi; Ascomycota; Eurotiomycetes; Eurotiales; Aspergillaceae. Gene Ontology annotation, biological process: regulation of transcription by RNA polymerase II. The transcript has 2 exons.
AUGGCAGGGCCCUAUGAUCAACAGUGGGAAGAUACCCGUAUUUACGGGUAUAGUCUAGAAGGUCCUAUCCAGACAUUUCCUCACCUAAUUCCCGAUCUCAGCUGGAGCGCAUCUGCAGAAUUCGAAGGUUCCAUGCCCAAUGGGGUACCUGUCACCUCUUACCUGUCGCCUCGCCCCCAAGUAAAUUCCUUGGCAGUGCAGGGGGGUUCUACUCGUGCCAUGUCAACUAGCGUGCCCCACCAGCAAAGCGCCUCCAAUUCUAGAAUUGCUGCCCAUUCAAAUCUCUCCCAGCAACCGGCCCCUAGAAAACGGCAAAUCAGCGGUUCGCCUUCGCACAGCCCCGACGAUCUAGAGUUCCAAUGCAAAUGGGAAGGCUGUGGCUACAGGGGCACGUUCAAACGAGAAUCCUCCCUCAUCCGUCACAUUCGGAAAAUACACGUCAGCCCUCUCGCUCAUCCAUGUCCAGUGCAAGGCUGCGAGAAGGCCUUUAAUCGUGCGGACAAUCUCGUUCAGCACACACGAAACAAUCACUAUACUUACUAA